Kogia breviceps (pygmy sperm whale) is the source of this 1104-nucleotide messenger RNA. It is a transcript of the gene RAC3, whose product is annotated as Rac family small GTPase 3. Lineage: Eukaryota; Metazoa; Chordata; Mammalia; Artiodactyla; Physeteridae. Gene Ontology annotation, biological process: regulation of actin cytoskeleton organization; engulfment of apoptotic cell; cortical cytoskeleton organization. Gene Ontology annotation, cellular component: cytoskeleton; cytoplasmic vesicle; neuron projection. Gene Ontology annotation, molecular function: protein kinase binding; GTPase activity; GTP binding. The record is from RefSeq and is a predicted model, not a curated record.
UUCGGCUGUCUCCGCGCCCGGCGCUCGGUGGCGCUCGGCUGUCUCCGGCCGCUCGGCUCGGCGCUCGGCUCGGGUCCGCGGCCGCUGCGGCGCCGGGCAUUUCUCCGCAGCUCGGCUCGCGGCCGCGCCCGCCCGGCCCGCGCCCAUGCAGGCCAUCAAGUGCGUGGUGGUCGGCGACGGCGCCGUGGGGAAGACCUGCUUGCUGAUCAGCUACACGACCAACGCCUUCCCUGGAGAGUACAUCCCCACCGUUUUUGACAACUAUUCUGCGAAUGUGAUGGUGGACGGGAAGCCUGUCAACCUGGGGCUGUGGGACACCGCUGGGCAGGAGGACUACGACCGGCUUCGGCCACUCUCCUACCCCCAAACUGACGUCUUUCUGAUCUGCUUCUCCCUGGUGAGCCCAGCCUCCUUUGAGAAUGUUCGAGCCAAGUGGUACCCAGAGGUUCGGCACCACUGCCCCCACACGCCCAUCCUCCUGGUGGGCACCAAGCUGGACCUUCGUGACGAUAAGGACACCAUUGAGCGGCUACGGGAUAAGAAGCUAGCACCUAUCACUUACCCCCAGGGCCUGGCCAUGGCCCGGGAGAUCGGUGAGCUCUGUCAAGUACCUGGAGUGCUCAGCCCUGACCCAGCGGGGCUUGAAGACUGUGUUUGAUGAGGCCAUCCGGGCUGUGCUCUGCCCGCCUCCUGUGAAGAAGCCGGGGAAGAAGUGCACGGUCUUCUAGAGCCCUCACUUCUGGAGGAGCAGCUCCCAGCCGCCCGCGCCUGUAUCUGUUGUGUUGAGAUGUCUGGUGUCCCUGAGUCUGCUGUGGGGAAGUUGUGUGGGUGGGGAGGGGGAAGAGUCACGGGGACAAGGCUGCUGCUUCUGGGUUGGUGUUGGGGCCGUGGGGUCCUGUCCACUCUGCCUCCUCUACCUGGGGGUACAGCUCCAGCCUUCCCUGGCCCCCAGGGAGUCCAGAAGGGAGCAGGGUCUCCCUCAGGCUGCAGGGGCAGGUCCAGGGCAGCCCCAGGAUGGGCUUCCCUGAUGGGGGAGUUUGUGGGGUGGGUUCUGUCCUUGUGCCCCAGGAUGGGGCAGCCCCUUUUCAUUUUAUACAAUAAACG